UUGUACUGUUAAUAUCAUAAACUUACUAUAUGUGCUGACAGAUUGUGGUGCCUCCAUAUUGCAUACAGUUCUUCUCAACUCAGUGCAAGUCGCAGACGCCUGACCUUAUGGCUGUGCAAUUGUUUAACAGUCAAAAGUACACAGUGCUGCAUUGCAGUCUGACAUCCCACCCACCAUCGGCAGUGCUCUUACUCUAUCUUGGAAGUAAUUACUUGUUAUAUUCCUUUCUGCGUGUUAUUGCAUCUCUCGCUGCUGCGUUUCUUUUACCAUCUGUCACUUUGAGAUCUGCCCUGGGUUCUGUACUCUUUGCUAUUCCCUCUGUCCCUCGCACCCCUCUCCUAUCCGACUCUCUUACUGAUGCUGUUCCUUGUCAGGAGCCGGUCCCAAUAACAGGAGGUACCAGCUCUGGUUCAUAAUGUAGCAAGCCUAGGAGGAUUGUUGGCGUAAGAAGGAAUUCUGCACAAGUCUCUUGCUUUCUCUGGCUUCCAAUAAAAGAGUCUGCUAGUCUAAUGAUACAAUACGCAGAAAGCAUCAUUCCCUGAAGAUUAACCGAGCAAAACUGGGGGUCUUUGCGAGCAAACUCUCUGGGAAUGAGAAAGUGAUUAUAUGCUGAGAGCGCGGAAUAGACAAUGAUGGAAAAUCAGUGAUGGCACAGCAGCUAUCCUAGAUGCAUAAUCUCUCCCUGCUGCCUGAGCUAGCGUUACACCUUCUCUGCAGUCCCGUCUUCCAGGGAUUUCAUUUAUUGCCUUUGUAUCAUCUCUGUGCUCUUUAUCAAGCCGGCUAAAGCAGAUUUCUAUGUAUCAAAGCCUUCUCGUCCUUCCAGUUUCACAGGAUUUGUGCUGAUCAUGUGCUUGGCAGCUCACAUCUUCAGCGUCUACAUUUGCUAUUGCAGCUCACUCCAAGGGUCUUGGCUCCUUUUUAAUAAAAAGCAUUCUGAUCCUACAGCAGAAAGACGAAGCCAGGUGCAAAUUUAACUCCCAACGAUCACAAUUUUAUUUGGGUCUCAUAAGAAGUUCUGUAUGGGGUGUUAUUGUGUCCUGAGCACCUACACCAUCUAACUGACCAUCUGUAUCAUAUCAGACUGGACUUGCAGAAGACUUUCUACAGCAUUCUAGAGGAAAGGGCAUGCCUCCCUUUAAAUUGAUCUAAAACUAAACCUACAAGAGGACGCACAAAUCGAAGGUCUUCCUUGGUCUUUGCAUUAUUGAUGACUCCAUCUACAGAGUUUCUUCCACGGAAAUUUGAAGGACUUUACCUAAUCAAACCUAGUUAGGGUUGGAUGAACAAUUAAGCCAACAUAAACUGCCAGCAUUGGACAUCUCUGUCCUUUUUACACCAUAUUCCCUUCCAUCAUUUAUUACUUGUUCCAUGUUUUCUUUCAUAUUGUGUUAAGGAUGGCUUCUUUAUUAUCCCUUAUAGACCCCAACCAACUGAUAGGAGACAUGUUCUAGUCUCCAUCCAAUAUCAAGCAUCUCUUACUCUGAAUAUUGUGUUCCUAAGAAGGACUAAAGCGUUUGUGUUAAAAAGAUAUAAAGAUAUCUCUUCACUUUAAUGAGAUACAAGAAGUGUUACUAGUGGGACUUUUCUCGAUGGAAAUUAAUGUGUAUAGGACUUUCUAUUGAAUUUACAGUAGCCAUAUCAUUUGUACAGAUGAUUCAUUUGUAAGAACAUUAUUAUGGUUGGGCUUGGAGAUUUUUAUUAGAAUCUUUGAGACCUUGAAUAUACAGUAGAGCUGCCUUUGCCAGAAACGAUAGUCCUGUACAUAGUGAUGUUCCAUUGAUAGUCACUGCAGCUUUACUUAUUCUACCCAGCUCCCUUACCUACCCCAGCAUGCAUCUGGCUAGAGGAUGUCUUGCUGGGAAAACAAUUGUUUAUUUGCUGAUUUUCCUUAUUACGCUGAUGAGAAAUCUGAAACGUGGAACCUGGCAAACAGGAACUCUGUGAUUAGGGACUGGAAUAUGUCACAGUGGAAGACUUGGCAUGGAGUGAAAGUUGUUCUUGGCACUUGAGUCGGAGACCCCCCUCUGAGAAGCAAAUCCCUGUAACUUCUAGAGGCAAAUUAAUAGGGGUUUUAAAUAUUCAGUUUCUUGUAGAUGUGGAAGUGAAAAGCUUGAUUUACUGAAUCAUAAUAAGGGGUAUUAAGAUAUCAUUUGGUGGUUAAUGGUAGAGUUUCCUCUGGCACCGUUUUCCUUCUCGUUUGUGUAACUCGAUUCUUUCCCAUUUUGAAAAUGUUGGCCAAUUCAAUAUGACUCAAUAGGCACAGUGUUACAAUAGCUCUUUAUUGCAGCUCUUGCAAAACAUUUUUUUAAAUGUUAAGGACCUUUGUAUUAGGGGGUCUUCUCUACUGAUUCAAGGUUAUUUCUCUAGGUAUUUUACAUUUUAAACUCUACACAUUUUCAAUUCAUUUGCAUUUUUCCUAAAGGCUUCUGGGAAAUAGGUAGUAUUAGUUGUCUGAUGCCAAAGAAGGUCAUAAAUUCCAUCUAUGUAGACCAUAAUCCCUUGCAUCAGUAUUACACCUUACCAUGCCGAAACAAGAUAUCUGUGGUACCACUUUGACCUUCUGAUUUUGGUUUAGAUAAUGAUAUAAUCAUAAAAAAGUAGACUUGUAAACACAAAGAUAAGAUAUUGAGUUUAGUGGUGUGCUUACCAUACCCUGUACUGGCUUUCCAAGUGGGGGGCCCAUUUUAGCUUAGUAGGAAAAUGUAUCUCAACUGUGGCAGCACAUUUAGUUAGUUGGAGAUUUUGUGUAAUUAGUUUGACUAAUUGAAAUAAUUUUUUUUCAAACAUUAUAUACUGGUGUAAAUUGGCAUCUUGAAACUUCUAUGGAAACCACUAGAGAAUGAGCCGCAGGCUAUGUUAAGCUUGCUUCUCUGAUUAGUGUAGGUUUGUGGCCAUCAGACAUCAGAAGGGAAAUGUUGGAGAUCAAAACCCAUUAAUGAUUUCAGUUUACGCUUUCCAAGUACCAUUAGAUGCUGCCCGGGCUUUUAUUUUCAUGUUCAUUUUCCAUAUUUCAUGUGACAUGUUGAAUUCAAGGCAAUCUCUGACCUGAUUGCCUAGGACAUUUUUCUUUCAUAGUUUUUAUUGCAUAACAAUCACAGUUGCCUUCAAAUGAGGGUCCCCAUCAUGAUUAGGAAUUAAGAUAAACGUUAAGCGCAUUAUUUUAACUUAACUGUACCUGCAAUUGCAAAUACUGAACUCCACUAUCAGGCAGAGGAUUAGGCAAAGUGGUGCACAUCUAGAGCAAGGCCAAUCGUGUAUCUACCAAAAAACUAAGCUUUGCCUGCACAGAAUGCAAACAUCCAGUAGUGACGACCCGAGCUACAGCCAGAGCUCUCCUCCACGGGGCCGGCAAUCUCGGUGGAAGGGUGUUUACAGCGGGAGAUGGGGAGUUGGAGGCAGUUCCUCUUUUACUGGGACUCAGGCGAAUCCAGAAGAAUUGCCAGAUGGGGAAACCAGAAAGGAGAACAGAGUUAUUGUCCUCUACCUGGAUCUAUCAUUUCUUUUUCUUCUAGAGCUAAAGAAGAUGAGUAUGACAAGAGGUUGCCUGCUCUGCAUCAAGAUCACCAUGUUCAUCUUCAAUCUCAUCUUCUGGCUUGGAGGAUGUGGCAUCCUUGGGGUUGGCGUGUGGUUGGCUGUCACCCAAGGGAAGUUUGCCACGCUCUCUGUCUCUUUCCCGUCAUUAUCAGCAGCAAGUCUCUUCAUGGUGACUGGCUCCAUCAUCAUGGUGGUGGGCUUCAUUGGUUGCCUGGGUGCCGUGACUGAGCACCGAUGCCUUCUGCUUACGUUCUUUGUGAUUCUUCUUAUUAUAUUCCUACUUGAGAUGGUCAGCAUGGCACUCUUCUUUACUUACACGGAGCAGUUCCAUAAUUACGCGCAGGACGAUCUGAAAAAAGGUCUUCAGUUGUAUAAUACAACAGGAAAUCUGGGCUUGACCAACGCCUGGGACAUUGUGCAGACGGAGUUCCGAUGCUGCGGAGUAAAAAAUGCCUCGGAUUGGCUGGAAUCAAAAGACAGUGUGCCUCAUACUUGCUGUGCUGAGCACAGUCCUGCCUGCAAGUCCAAUCCAAGCCUGUGGUGGCAUGAUGCAUGCUAUAACAAAGUGAGGAAAUGGGUUGAGACCAAUAUCCGGUCUGUGGGGAUAUUUGGCAUCUGCAUCCUUGUUGUACAGGUCUUUGGGCUGAUCUUUUCCAUGCUGAUGUACUGCCAGGUUGUCAAAGCGGAAAAGUAUUAUGAAUAACCCACCAGAGGCUGAAGGAUUAUUGAAGGCAGCGCUUUCCCGCAUUGAUGCAAGUACCACGCACUGGGAUGUGCCUAUAUAUAAACAAGACUGCAAAACUCAUAAUACCGUCUCCUGGACCAGCACCUGAUCAGAUAUCUUUUAAUGGAGCCUUCUUCUGCCAGCAUUGCCAAAAACUAUAUUUUAUCCUCCAGGAGCUAAAACAUGGCUACCAGAUACAGGUCUUUAUAACCAAAGCCUGGCUUGUAUAUACAUUGUCUUUCUUAUUGACGAGGAGCGAAGGUGUUUAUUAUAAGAGAUGAAGUCAUGAAAUGAACUUGGAACUCUUGGUGUAUGAUGAUACACAUGGAAUGCUAUGCAUGACACCACAAGUCUACAAAGGAGAAAUAAAACUCAGCCCAGUAAUUAUCCCUGAGAUCCCACCAUUGGCAGGUAUCUUGAGGCCAGUGGCACCUAUUCAGUGUCCUUGGAAUAAGGCAAGAAAAGUCACAUGGCAAUGGGCUGACAUCGCCCAAAAGAAAAUCCUUGGAUUUCCAUGAUGGUUAGCCUGAUAAAACAUAUUGGCGUCAUAACAUGUAAAAGGACCAUUAACACCAUGAAAUGAAAAUGCCUUAAAUGUCUGCAUUAUGUAUUGAACGCAGUGUUAUUUUUAUAGAAAAAUAACUAGUAUUUCCCUUUUCAGGGGAAGUUCAUAAAUAUAUAUUAUAGCUUCCUUUAAAUGUAAAGGACUGGGUGGAGCUUUAUUAAGACAACAGGUGAAAGAUGUCUGAACACAGCAAGCACACUGGAAAGGGAUGAUUUCAACU
This is a messenger RNA of Xenopus laevis (African clawed frog), 5043 nucleotides long. RefSeq names its product tetraspanin 4 S homeolog (gene tspan4.S). Bases 3290 to 4237 code for a protein of 315 amino acids. The record is from RefSeq and is a predicted model, not a curated record. The transcript is spliced from 7 exons. Gene Ontology annotation, cellular component: membrane; plasma membrane. NCBI's taxonomy places the organism in Eukaryota, Metazoa, Chordata, Amphibia, Anura, Pipidae.